AUGCGCGAUUUCAAUGAGCAAUGGGAAGCAGCUGUGAGAGAGCGAGAGUGGGAAAAGCAAGAAAUUCACACAUGGCAAGAGGAGCAGCAAGCACUGCUGAGGAAGAACGUUGCUGAAGAACUAGCAUGGCACAAAGCAAAAAUAAGUGCAAGAAAAGACCAAGAGGGUGAAAUCUGGCAUCUCCUCAAAGAUACCUUCAGUAUAUCUCAAGAUGCAGAUUUUAUUGUGCAUCAGCCAGCAGAUCGUGAAGAUGUGUACUCAUAUGAGUAUGAAGAUGGCCCAGGCCCCAACACCCAGAAUCUGGCCUUUGAUCUCAAACACGGAUUUAACACCCCCUGGAAUGCAAAAAUUCUCAAUAUUCUCCUUGAAGAAUUGAAAAAGAGGAGUGUAGAAGAGGAGUGGCCAUUCUGGAGGUCAGAUGGCUAUUAUAAGGCGAUACUCGAAGAUCGCUACAAGUGCCUGUGGAUGGUCUGGAGAGCAGCACAACCAAAGGUUACAGUGAAGGGCAGCUUGGAGACUGCAGCAGAAGUGGAGGGGAGGUUGAUUGCAAAAAGAGGUGAAAAUCUGAAAUCAGUUCAUCAAACAACUUGUUGGCAAAAUAAAUAUCUCCGCAGAGCAAAAGUUCUGCAGCAAGUUAUUGAGCUGAAGAAAGAUGGUGAGGACAAGGACCUACCAGCUUGGCAGUGGCUUCAAAAACUAAUCAAGAUGCUGGGAGAUGGGGGUAUGAGUUCAGAAGAAAGUGAUAUAGAAAACAACGUCAAAUGUGUACUCCGGGUCAAGAACAUGGCAUGGUGUCGCAGGAUAGAGCGAGAACUGAAUAUCAUCGAUAACCAGAGAGUCUUGGAUGAUGAAAUUUUCAUGCCCCAGGGUUCCAAACCAAUGAAAAGAAUAUGCGCAUCAGGAAAUUCAACGACUGUACAGAACCCAGUCACUGGAUUACCCAAGGCCCUAUACAAUGGUGAAUGGUUUGAUGGUCUUACUGGAGGUCAGGUAGAAAGGUUGAAUGUGUCAGAUGAGACAUUCCAAUUUUAG
Messenger RNA from Suillus subaureus, 1032 nucleotides. RefSeq lists its product as uncharacterized. The record is from RefSeq and is a predicted model, not a curated record. The coding region runs from base 1 to 1032 and encodes 343 amino acids. NCBI's taxonomy places the organism in Eukaryota, Fungi, Basidiomycota, Agaricomycetes, Boletales, Suillaceae. The transcript is spliced from 4 exons.